GACAGACAGUACUGGAGAGCAACUAAGAGUCAAACACUUUAACCCUCGACUAAGUGCCGUCCCUUUUGCAGUAAGGCCGUCUCCCUGACAGCUGACUGUCUCCUCUCGUGUGUCAUACACAGUGGACCGUCUUCCUCCAGUCUGUCUCUCACACAGUUGACUGUCUCCCUCCGCUAUGUCCUCGGUAGACGCCGGCUCUGCCCCCGGUCACCAGAGGAACCGCAGCCCACCGGCGUCCGACGAGCCCGAAACGCACAAGAAAAAACGUAACCACGUGACCGAGACCCCCGAGGACGAGCAGCCCCUACUGCAAACCUCCGCAGACCCCGCCCCCUCAUCACCAGCAGACCCCGCCCCCACGCCUUCGUCCUUCCCCACAGACCCCGCCCCCUCCUCCUCCUCGUUCCAGCCUCUCUGCUGCCCCCCGGCGGUCGGCACUACCAUUGUACGCUGCUGUCAUGGAGGAGCCAAGAUGGCUGCCCUGGCCUACAACCUGGGCAAGCGGGAAAUCAAUCAGCACUUCAGUGUGAGGAACGCCAAGCUGCUGGCCCUGGGGCUGGCGCUGCUCAUCUCCGCCUGCCAUGUCGUCUUCUGGGGCUCCUCGUCUCACGGAGAUGACACGUGCGGAUACCUUAUAUCCAGCGGGCGCUUUCUGGGGGAAAACGUAUGGCAGCCGUACAGCUGUAUGAUGCACAAGUACAAGGCAAGUGACGCCACAAGCUGCCUGAGGGACAAGCGCGUUACCUUUGUGGGAGACUCCAGGAUACGUCAGCUGUUCUUCGCUUUUAUAAAGAUCCUUAAUCCACAUGUCAAAGAACAAGGAAACAAGCAUGAGAACAUACCUUACGAGGACUCCAGAAAUAACAUUGGGGUGGAUUUCCUGUGGUAUCCAGAGGUGAACGUCUCUAUGAAACAAUGCUUCCAGUCUCUGAGCGAGAAUCCAUCAUCAAAGCCUCAGAUGGUUGUCGCUGGAGCCGCCACGUGGUCAAUAAAGAUGAACAAUGGCAGCGCGGAGUCUCUUUCCCAAUACAAAGUCAACCUGAUAGAUGUAGAACCGGUUCUGGGGAAGCUGUCGGACUCCAGCGAGGUCUACUGGAUGUUACAAGAUCCCGUAUACGAACAACUGUUAAGUGAAAGUCGCAGAAUGAUCACCAAUGAGAGGAUUGGCGCUUACAAUGACGUGGCGGCUGCAAUACUAAAUGGCACCAAUAGGAGAUCGAGAUCAAAAAUAAAAAUAUUCAGCGUUUCCAGACUCAUCUCGGAGGAAACGAUAGAACAGUCCCCCGAUGGUCUUCACAUCCCAGAGACCAGCAGAGAUAUAAGUGCCAUGAUCCUCAUGAAUUCCUACUGCAACAAAAUCAUGAAGCCCAUCGAUGGCUCCUGCUGCCAGCCCACCCCUCCGCUCACCAUCAUUCAGAAGAUAGCCGCAGUUUUCUUUGUUUUGUCCAUUGGGGCCUAUGUAGUGAUCAGCAUAACCCAGCGGAACAAACAUCGGAGGAACAAGAUGUGUACAGACAUAGAGAGCGGUGAGGAGAAGAAGCCAGCCACCGUCACCCCAGCAGCCUCCACCAUGGAGGUCGCCUUAUUCUCCCUUUCCAAGCUCGGGCUCAUCAUGGCCUACUUCUACUUCUGUGACCGGGCAAAUCUGUAUAUGAAGGAAAACAAGUUUUAUACCCACUCCUCAUUCUUCAUACCAAUCAUCUAUAUCCUCGUGCUGGGCGUAUUCUACAAUGAGAACACUAAAGAGCCUAAAUUGUUGAAUCGGGAUCAGACUGAUGAAUGGAAAGGAUGGAUGCAGCUGGUCAUACUGAUCUAUCAUAUCUCUGGAGCCAGUUCUUUUCUUCCCGUGUACAUGCACGUUCGGGUUCUGGUGGCCGCCUACUUAUUCCAGACGGGAUACGGACACUUUUCCUUCUUCUGGCUGAAGGGGGAUUUUGGAAUCUACCGCAUUUCCCAGGUCUUGUUCCGCCUUAAUUUCCUGGUGGUGGUCCUGUGUAUCGUGAUGGAUCGGCCGUACCAGUUCUACUACUUUGUCCCGUUGGUGACCUUCUGGUUCAUGGUGAUUUACGGAUCGAUGGCAUUAUGGCCGCAGAUUACCCAGAAGAAAGCGAAUGCGAAUAACUUGUGGUACUUCGGCCUGAUGUUGAAGCUUGGUAUCCUGCUGCUGUGUAUCUACGUCUUGUCGCUUUCUCAGGGUUCCUUCGAGAAGAUCUUUUCUGUAUGGCCGAUAUCCAAGCUGUUCGAGCUAAAUGGAGAAGUCUAUGAAUGGUGGUUUAGGUGGCGUUUAGACCGAUAUGCCGUGUUCUAUGGCAUGAUGUUCGCAUUCGUCUACCUGAUGUUACAGAAACGCCAGGUGCUUUUCGAGGGAAAAGGAGAUCCUCUGUUUUUCACCAAAGUCUCCAAUAUUUUGCUCUUCUUUUCUGUCGUUCUUUUUCUGACCUACUCCAUAUGGGCCAGCAGUUGUAAAAACAAGACCGAAUGCAACGAGAUGCACCCGUCAAUAUCUGUUCUCCAGAUUUUCGCUUUUGUCCUCAUAAGGAACAUUCCUGGAUACGCCCGCUCUGUGUACAGCUCGUUCUUUGCCUGGUUUGGCAGAAUUUCUUUGGAAUGUCUCCACCAGCAGAAUAGCGAGUACAGCUCUGGAGUAUAAUACCAGGAUAGAACUCAGAACUGGCUGUAUCCACACAUUGUUAUUGUGAUUUUUGCCACCUUUUUCCUAAAAAAAAAAAAAAAAAAAAAAAAAAUCAAAUUCAAAUAAAAAAAUCGUAAUGUAAUAGAUAUAGCCCCAAGGUAAUACAAACUCCAGCUCUUCCGUAUGUUCUAAGUUUAUUCACAUUUUUCAUUUUGCUGCAGAAGGGAUUAUGUAAUAAUAUAAAAUAAUUUUUCAUCCGCCAUUCACGGAAUCCCUUCAUAGUGACAUAUGUUAGUACGGUUGAAAAAAAGACGCAUGUCCGUAAAGCUCAACCUACAGUUUUAUAGGAUAGGACAUUUUGGUCUGGUUUGGUACGAAAUAAACGAUUUCUAAGUCAGGUUGUCAGAAUUUCUGAAUUAUGGGAUGUCUGAUUAAUUUUUUUUUAAAUAAAUUGCUAUUCUGUGUAACUUUCAUCAUGAUCCUUAAAGGAGAACUCCAGCCAAAACUAACUCAUGCCCUAUCCACAGGAUAGGGAAUAAGUGGCUGAUUGCAAGGGGUCCAACCACUGGGAACCCCCCCCCCAGCGAUCUCCAGAACGGGGCCCAACAGCUUGUGCUGCAGACGACACCUGCUCCAUUCAUUUCUAUGGGAGUGUCGAAAAGACCCGAGUACAGAACUUGGGCAUUACCGGCGGUCACAUAGAAAUGAAUAGAGCGCGUGCCGUCUACACAUCGACAAUACACGCUCGUAUCCACUGCGAUCUGCUACUUAUCCCCUAUUCUGUGGAUAAGGGAUAAGUUUAUUUAGCUGGAGUUGUCCUUUAAUAUCAUGUCCUGCAAAGUCUCACUUUGCAGAUUAUAUACAUAGUAGAUGGCGACUGAAAAUAAAAUAGAAAUUUAUCUGAUUAAAUUUUUUUAAAUUAAAUUGUAAUUUUUUAUUUUUUUUCAAAAACAGCAUAACUGUGUCUGGUUUAGUAGCGCAACCCCAUGAGUUGGGUAAAGGAACUCCGCUGCAAUACCAGACCCAAUCAACAAUUUUAGGACACCUGAUGUCAUUUUAUAUCAUAGACCAGUGUUUCCCAAACAGGGUUCCUCCAGCUGUUGCAAAACUACAACUCCGGGCUUGCAGGGAGUUGUAGUUUUGCAACAGCUGGAGGCAUUCUGUUCUGGAAACACUAUCCUUGACUGUCAUGUACAGAAGUUUGCCUGUGCAGCUCUCUGGAAACUUUGUAUGGAGUGCACUUGGUUUCUUUAGGGUUGCGCAGCGUAGACGAUUAUAUUUUUUGAUACUGUAGUUAUUUGGGUGGUUGAAGAAGUUGACGGCUGCUGUCUGAAGAUGAUUUUGUGAACUUUGGGUUUUUCCUCUUGCAAUACUAUUUUGGGGGUUCUCGGCUUGUUGUGAAUGAACGUUGUCAAGCCUAAAAGUGUAGGAUGUGCUAAUUUUUUCUGUUAUUUAUAAAUGUGUGCAUGUGUUUACAUCCUGUUUGGCGUUAUUCCUUUAAUUUAUCUUUACGAAUUGUAUAUUAAGUAUCUGGGAAAUGAUGAGAAAAUAAAAAUCCAUUUUAACUUCG
Molecule: messenger RNA, 4202 nt
Organism: Hyla sarda
Lineage: Eukaryota; Metazoa; Chordata; Amphibia; Anura; Hylidae
Gene: CASD1
Product: CAS1 domain containing 1
Exons: 19
Coding region: 176-2650 (824 amino acids)
Cellular component (GO): Golgi membrane
Molecular function (GO): N-acetylneuraminate 9-O-acetyltransferase activity
Source: RefSeq, a predicted model, not a curated record